This is a messenger RNA of Plasmodium cynomolgi strain B, 1680 nucleotides long. Its product is annotated as nucleolar protein NOP56. NCBI's taxonomy places the organism in Eukaryota, Apicomplexa, Aconoidasida, Haemosporida, Plasmodiidae. The coding region runs from base 1 to 1680 and encodes 559 amino acids. Gene Ontology annotation, cellular component: box C/D methylation guide snoRNP complex; small-subunit processome. Gene Ontology annotation, molecular function: snoRNA binding. The record is from RefSeq and is a predicted model, not a curated record. The transcript has 2 exons.
AUGACGGAGCUGUACAUCCUGUUCGAGUGUUCCGCGGGAUAUUUCCUGCUGAGAGUAAAGGAAUGGGAACAAAUAGGAACAAACGAAAAUUUGGAGAAGAAAAUACAAAAAGCAGAUUUAUUUCACGAAAUUGUGCAAUUAUGUUCAUUUAUAUCAUUUGAAACGGCUGAAAGGGCGUUGAAUAAUUUAAUCCAUAUAAAUGAAGGAAAGGCUACCGAUUUUUUAUUAACCUUUUUAGAACAAAAUUUACCCAGUAAUAAAAGUCAAUACGAGUUAGGAGUAGCAGAUCUCAAUUUAGGCAAGUAUCUUUCAAACAUCGGUUUCAACGUAGUUCAUAAUAACAACAUUUUAGAACUCUUCAGAGCAUGUAGAGAAUUUUUUUUAAAAAAAAUUGGUACCUAUGUAGACAACUGUGGUGAUAUCGAUAUCAAGCAUUUCAACAUUGGAUUAGGACAUAGCUACUCGAGAUCUAAAUUAAAGUUAGACCCAAGGAAACAAGAUAAAUCAAUUAUUAACAGUAUAGGUACAAUUGAAUCACUUGAUAAAAAUAUCAACCUUUUCAGUAUGAGAUUAGUGAACUUAAUAAAAAUUAAAGAAAAUUUCAAUUUCGAGGAUGAAAUGGAAAGGGAGAAGAUAAACGAAAUUACAAAAGAUGAACAAAUCACUGAGAAAAUUAUUAAAGUAGCUAACCUUUCUAUUGGACAAGAACUUACACAAGAAGAUCUCAACAAUAUAAUAAAUUUUUCAAAUGAAGUUAUUAAUUUAUUUAACACAAGGAAUGUAUUAUGGAAUUAUUUAGACAAGAAAUUAAAUAUCGUUUCUCCAAAUUUGAAGGAGCUUUUAGGAAAUACGUUAAGUGCUCGGUUGAUUAGUCAUGCGGGAUCUCUCGUUAAUUUAGCUAAAUGCCCAUCUAGUAGUAUUCAAAUUUUUGGAUCAGAGAAGGCUCUUUUUAACUCUCUUAAGGGAAAUAAAAAAACUCCUAAAUUUGGGAUCCUUUAUAAUUCUUCUUACAUUUCGAAGACUCCUCUCCCUAUGAAGGGUCGUAUGUCUAGGUACCUCUCCUGCAAGAGUGCCAUGGCUGCUAGAAUCGACUCCUUUUCGGAUCACCCUACCAAUUCUUAUGGAAUCAUUUUUAAGAAACAGCUAGAGCAUAAGAUUCUUCACAUGGUCAAGGGGGUGAAGCUGUCCAAAAAUAUUGACUACAUGAAUGAGGCUGAACAGAUUUACAAUCGAGAGGUUGGUGCCGUCCCAGACCAGGAGGAGGACCAGGAGGGAAAGAAGAAGAAAAAGAAGAAAAAGAAGAAGAAGAGCAAGAAGAAGAGCAAGCAGGGAGCGGAGGAGGGAGCGGAGCAGGGAGCAGAGGAGGGAGCGGAGCAGGGAGCAGCGGAAGGAGCAGAGGCGGGAGCAGAGGAAGGAGCGGAGGAAGGAGCGGAGGAGGGAGCGGAGGAGGGAGCGGAGGAAGGAGAUGACCAGAACGGUGAUAUCAAUGGGGAUAUCAAUGGAGAUGUCAAUGGGGAUGUCAAUGGGGAUGUCAAUGGAGAUGUCAAUGGCGAUCUCGAUGGUGACCAGAAUGGAGACCUUAAUGAGGAACAAAACGGGGAAGCGGACGAAGCCGAGGUCGAAGCAGACCAGACCGCUGCUGAAGUAGACCAAAGUGACGCCGACUCAGACAGCGACUGA